UAUGAAAGUACGAACAUUUGUAUAAGAAUGUUAAGAUAUUAAGUGACAGUAAAGCCUAUGAGGUCUUCUGGAAAGCGCGCUUAUACAAAAAUCGAACGGCGAUAGAAAAAUCAAAAUAUAAGUAAAGCGGAAGAGGAAAUUUAAAAGCAAAUAUAAAAGAUGGAUUGCGGCGGAGUAUUUGUGAAAUAUGUGCUUUUCUUAUUCAACAUACUCUUUGUAGUAUGUGGCAUCUUGCUUAUUGUCUUCGGUUCCAUAUUAGUGUCGCAUAUACAGCAAGUGGGAAGCUUGGCGCAAACAUUUGAGGCCAAUAGCAUUCCAAUUGCCAUACUUGUGCUGGGAUGUGUGAUUUUUAUUAUCUCAUUCUUGGGAUGUUGUGGAGCAAUACGCGAGGAAACAUGUUGCACAUUGACGUACUCAGUCUUUAUGCUAGUACUCUUCCUGGCUCAGGUCGCUUUAAUUGUGCUUGUGUGGACGCAGCAUACCAAGUUCCUCAAUUAUAUGAACCAAAUUGUGGCUACGAUAUGGAAGCAACACACAACAGAUCCGAAAGUAAUGGACGCCUUGCAAUUGACGUUCGAUUGCUGUGGCCAAAAUGGUUCAACCGAUUAUACUUUCAAUCUGGAGUCGAUUCCAAAUUCAUGCUGCGGUGCAAAUGCCAUUUCUUGUAACAUGGUGGAAGCAAUGAAAAAACCGGGCUGUGCGCAAGCAUUCACUUCCUUCUGGGAUAAAAGCUUAAAUAUAGUGCGUUAUGCUGGACUUGGUGUUGCUGCUGUUGAGUUGGUUGCAUUCAUUUUCGCAUGCUGCCUAGCGAAUCAAGUGCGCAAUGAACGUAGAAGAGCGAACUAUUAAAAUUCAAAAUGGUUGACAAUCAAAGUCUUCAAUUCGCAAUACGAAAUGCUGUCUGCUGUUUGCUACUCAUAACAAUAUCACAAUUCAAAGUUUAAGAAUCGAAUGAUUUUCUUCCAUGUAGUAUGUUUCUUCUUGCAAAACUAGUUUUAUUUAUUAUCACUUGUAAAAUUUCGAUAUCUAACACAACGACCAAAUAAAAAUCAAGAAUUUCCUCGGAAGCGGAUGUUGUACCAGA
Molecule: messenger RNA, 1084 nt
Organism: Rhagoletis zephyria (snowberry fruit fly)
Lineage: Eukaryota; Metazoa; Arthropoda; Insecta; Diptera; Tephritidae
Gene: Tsp42Ed
Product: Tetraspanin 42Ed
Cellular component (GO): plasma membrane
Source: RefSeq, a predicted model, not a curated record